GCCUAGCGUGGGGCGGGACUUCCGGCGUCCUCCUCCGGGCGGUCAUUUUGGCUGCUCGGGUGUGUUCAAACGGAGAGAAGUUCUGGAACGAUUAGUGGGGCCGACGGGACAAGACCGAGAAAGCGACGGGGCAGUUGUUGUUCCCGUUGCACAAAGGCGACUCUGAGGCUCGGCCGCGGCGCCGCCCGAGAUGAUCCGCACCAGGGCCGGUUUAAGAACCGCCGGCCCGCUCCUGGCCCCGCUCCGCCCACAGGCCUGGAUGGCUGCGGCCGCUCGGAGGGACCCGCCUCAGAUAAAAGCAGUAAGUCCAAUACAUUCUCAGCAAUAGACUUUCUUCUGGACCUUCCUAUGAAGCCAGAGCCACAUGCACCAUCCUGAUCCUGUGUUUUAUUCACUGCUGUGAGAACUACAUUGCCCAGAGGACCCUGAGCCAGCAAAUUCACAUCAGCGUGGAGCCAAUGAAGGUCCAGGACAGGGGCAUUUCCAUGCGUGCCAUUGUUUCAGGGCGGGACUUCCGGCAUUCUCCUAGUGGCAGUCUUUUUCCUACUCAGAGGUUCCACAGCUCUGGGUCUGGUCCAAGGUGACCAAACUAAAGAGGAGACACGACCAAGAGGAAUUGUCCUUGCUGCACAGAGGCGGAUCUGAAGCACUGGGCUCCACCUACAGACUCCGAUGGCGGCAGCGAUGCUGAGGGACCCGCCUCAGGGUAGUGUGACCUUUGAAGACGUGGUUGUGUACUUCUCCUGGGAGGAGUGGGGGCUCCUUGAUGAGGCUCAGAGAUGCCUGUACCAUGAUGUCAUGCUGGAGAACUUUGCACUUGUGACCUCACUGGGUUGUUGGUAUGGAAUGGAGGAUGAGGAGGCAUUUUCCGUGCAGAGUGUUUCUGUAGAACAAAUGUCAGUGGGCAAGACUCCAACUCCAGAUCCAUCCAUUCAGAAGACUCACCCCUGUGAGAAGUGUGUCAUGGCCAGGAGAGACAUUUUGUAUCUGCCUGAGUACCAAGGAUUGCAUCCUGGGCAGAAAUCAUACACCUGUGAGGCAUGUGGAAAACAAUUUUGGUUCAGUCCAAACCGUCACCAGCACCAGAAGCACAAUGAUGAGAAGCCAUUCAAAAGGGACAUAGAUAGGGCCUCAUUUGUGACAAGCUACAGGUUCCAUGUUUCAGGGAAGACUUUCACCUGCGAGGAAGUUGGGAAGGAUUUCCUGGCUAUGUUGAAUCUUCUCCAGCAUCAGGCCACUCUCAAAGGGGCAAAGCCACACAGCAGUUCCAGGUGUGGGGAGUCCUUUCAUAGCGGAAAAAGUCAUUACACGUACAGUGAGUAUGAGAAAUUGUUCAGCUAUGAAUAUACACUUUUUCAGGAUGAGCAACUUCACACUAGAGAAAGUUACUAUGACUGUGAGAAAGCCUUUAACCAAAGCGCCAUCCUUAUUAAUUGCCAGAGACCUGACACAGGAGCAAGGUCUUAUGAGUGCAGUGAAUGUGGGAAAUCCUUUAGCCAAAGCUACAGACUCAUUCAGCACCACAGAAGUCACACUGCAGCAAGGCCUUAUAAGUGCAAUGAAUGUGGAAAAGCCUUCAGCUACAAAUUAAGACUUGUGCAGCACCUACAAAUUCACACUAAAGUGAGGCCUUAUGAGUGUGGCGAAUGUGGGAAGUCCUUUAGCUACAGCUCCACUCUCAUUAAACACCAGAGAGUUCACACUGGAGCGAGGCCUUAUAAAUGUGGUGAGUGUGGGAAUUCCUUUAGCCAAAGCUCCAACCUCAUUCAGCACCAGAAGAUUCACAGUGGAGCAAGGCCUUAUAAAUGCAGUGAAUGUGGAAAAUCCUUCAGCUACAAAUGCAAACUUGUGCAGCACCUGCGAAUUCACACUGGAGAAAGGCCUUAUGAGUGUGGGGAAUGUGGGAAGUCCUUUAGCCACAGCUCCACUCUUAAUCAACACCAGAGAAUUCACACUGGAGCCAGACCAUAUAAGUGUGACGAGUGUGAGAAAUCCUUUAGCCAAAAGUCCAACCUCAUUCAGCACCGGAGAGUACACACAGGAGAAAAGCCUUAUGAGUGUGGGGAAUGUGGGAAGUCCUUUAGUCAAAGCUCCCACAUCAUUCAACACAGAAAACUUCACACCAGAUAACCUCAUGAAUGCAGUGACUGGGAGAAAACCAGUUACAGCCCAUGGUCUGUAAUUCAACAGAAGUUCACAGCCUGGAUAAAUUUUAUUUGUGCAGCAAAGUUGGGAAAACCUUCAUCUAAAGGUCUCUGAGACCUACAGGGAACAUGGGUUUUCAGUGUACUAGAACUAGAGUGUCUUUGUGAGGGAGCCAUCUGCUUGAUGUUGAACCUCAUACAGCUGAGCAUCCAGAGUGGGAAGGUUCUCCAUGAGUUCUAGGUUGGUGGAAAGCUUUUAGGAUCCUCUU
This is a messenger RNA of Kogia breviceps (pygmy sperm whale), 2413 nucleotides long. Its product is annotated as zinc finger protein 211-like. The record is from RefSeq and is a predicted model, not a curated record. Gene Ontology annotation, biological process: regulation of DNA-templated transcription. NCBI's taxonomy places the organism in Eukaryota, Metazoa, Chordata, Mammalia, Artiodactyla, Physeteridae.